CGCACGCCGGUUUCGGUACCACCCCUGCGUGUCACUCACACGAGAGGAGAGGGGGAUUCAUCAGCCAUUCAUGUUCAUGGAGUUGCUCUGCUGAGCUCGUUGUUUCCUUCCGGCUGGGCGUUUCUGGGUUCUCCCUCUGGUUCCAGUCAGUGGUGGGAGAAGAUGAACUACCUCAGGAGCCGGAGCCUGAAGCGGCUCCUGUCCCUCGGCCGCCGGAGCAACGCGGAGGAGUCCGCCGAGGAGUGCGUCGACGCCGACCCUCCGCCGCCGCCGCCGGCGCCGCCGCCUUACAAGCCCACAUGGAGGUGCUUCUCCUACGACGAGCUCCACCAGGCCACCGAUGGCUUCCACCAAGACAACAUGGUGGGCAAGGGCGGGUACGGCGAGGUGUACCGCGGCGUCCUGGACGACGGGCGCGCCGUCGCCGUGAAGCGCCUGGCGCCAACGGCCGCGGCGGACGAGAAGAAGGAGAAGGACUUCCUCACGGAGCUGGGCACGGUGGGCCACGUCCGCCACCCCAACGUGUCCGCUCUCCUCGGCUGCUGCGUCGACCGCGGCCUCCACCUCGUCUUCGAGUUCUCCAUCCGCGGCUCCGUCUCCGCCAACCUCCACGACUUGAAGCUGCCGGUGAUGUCGUGGAAGCAGCGGCACGGGAUCGCUGUCGGCACGGCGCGCGGGCUGCGCUACCUCCACAAGGGCUGCGCGCGGCGGAUCAUCCACCGCGACAUCAAGGCGUCCAACAUCCUCCUCACCGCCGACUACGAGCCUCAGAUUUCGGACUUCGGCCUCGCCCGGUGGCUGCCGUCGGAGUGGACGCACCACGCCAUCGCGCCGAUCGAGGGCACGUUCGGGUGCCUGGCGCCCGAGUACUUCACGCACGGCAUCGUGGACGAGAAGACGGACGUGUUCGCCUUCGGCGUCUUCCUCCUCGAGCUCAUCUCCGGCCGGAAGCCGGUGGACGGCUCCCACAUGAGCCUCAUCGCGUGGGCCAAGCCUUACCUGAGCGACGGCGUCGUGCAAGGUCUCGUGGACCCGCGGCUCGGCGACGGCUACGACGCCGGGCAGCUGAGGCGGCUCAUGUUCAUCGCGUCGCUCUGCGUCAGGGCCGCCGCGGCGUGGCGCCCGACCAUGACACAGGUACUGGAGUUAUUAGAGUCCGGUGAGAUUUCUCAAGAUCAAUGGCAGAUGCCCGAGAAAGAGGAGCAAGACGAGUUGUGGGAUUUCGACGAUCUCGACGAUUUCGAUGAAGACGACGACGACGACGACUAUGACAACUACGACGAUGAAUCUGAUUCCCCCUCGAUCUCCUCGUCGGCGUGCAGCAUCCACCCCAAUGAUUAGCCCCAAAAUAUUUGCAUCUGUCAGUAGAUUAAUCAAGCGGGUAUGAUCCUUGCGAUUAUAUCAGUCUGUACAUACACCGCCCCUAGAGAAUAGUAGUCUGAAAAAAACAACCAAAAAAGAAGAAGAUUCAGGCCCAUGGUUUUCA
This is a messenger RNA of Panicum hallii, 1486 nucleotides long. RefSeq names its product probable receptor-like serine/threonine-protein kinase At5g57670. The record is from RefSeq and is a predicted model, not a curated record. The transcript is spliced from 7 exons. The coding region runs from base 163 to 1341 and encodes 392 amino acids. Gene Ontology annotation, molecular function: ATP binding; protein kinase activity. Gene Ontology annotation, biological process: protein phosphorylation. Lineage: Eukaryota; Viridiplantae; Streptophyta; Magnoliopsida; Poales; Poaceae.